Molecule: messenger RNA, 1376 nt
Organism: Rhopilema esculentum
Lineage: Eukaryota; Metazoa; Cnidaria; Scyphozoa; Rhizostomeae; Rhizostomatidae
Product: SREBP regulating gene protein
Biological process (GO): positive regulation of SREBP signaling pathway
Source: RefSeq, a predicted model, not a curated record
UAGAUUUGGGGAGAGUACGCAAGCUGCCGAUGCGAUGGCGCAUAGAAGUUUCUCCAUAAAAACAUUCCAUAGACAACGAAGAUGUCGUCCGGCAACUACUGUCAGGCACAUAUUUGGACAAUAUUGUAGUAACUAGAAAACCAUUCAUUACCUUAUUUUGCUGUUCUUAUCGAGACUUUAAUUUGGAGAGCAUUUGCUUUGCUAAAGAAGAAUAAAUCUGCGUUGUGACUGAGUGUCGUUCGACGACCUAUUUCUAGCCGUAGGGCUGGCCAUAUCGGCCUAGCCCCGCAAGAAACAAGUUUGCAGUGGAUGGUGAAGUCUUCCGCUAUUAUACUGCCUGUUUAUACCCGCAAAUGACUAAGCCUUUCUUCAAACGUUGGCUCACAGUUGUAGUAACUGUAAUUUCCUUUUUGGCCUUGACCGUUUUGGUAAUCAGAAAGGGAGUUUACAAUGAUGAAGCGCCAGUUGGAAAAUACAUUCACUGGAAGAAUUUUGAAUGGCUUGAUCUUGAGAAUAGAUCAACUUUCAAAAAGUGCAGAAAUUCAGUUCAAGGACCAAGUUUUCUUGCUGACGAAAAGGGGUAUAUUUGCUCACAUGGAGACUUAUCAGUGAAUGGCUGUUGCAUCCCUGAGAGAAAUUCAACUGAACGGUUUAGCUGCAGCACAUGCCAAGAAAACCGAUGCUGUAAAAUCUAUGAGCAUUGUGUUUCAUGCUGUUUGCAACCAGACAAGCGACACUUGCUAGAAAAUGUGCUUGCAAAAGCAAGAAAUAGCAGAAGUCCAUUGCUAAGGAUAGUGAAAGACACUUUCGAACUAUGUUUGGCAAAGUGCCGCACUUCUUCAUCUAGUGUCCAGCAAGAGAAUGUCUACAGAGACAAUACAUACAAAUUUUGCUAUGGCCUGGACCCUCCAACAUUGCAAGUCAGGAGGUAGCAAGCAGUAGUAGAAUUAUAGAUGAGAAAUAGGAAUUACUUCUCUGGUUACAACCUAGAUGAAUUUUAGAUAUGCAGACCUCUGAUGAAGAAAGUCUGGACAAGUUUUGAGCACCAGAAGAAAGACUGAAUGCCAGUGUUCUCCAGUGCCAGUCUUAUAAUAGGAGCAGGAUAUUGCUCAGACCAUCUUCAGCUCCCUUAGGCAAAAAAAAUCAAAUGCAAUUUAGAAGUAACAAAAUACUCCCUGUAAAUCAGAAAAACUAAGCUUACAAAGAUAUUGUAAGGCUUUUAAAAUUAAAACCUUUCUCUUCUCUCUGUGUGCCGUGAAGCAAGAUUCUACUUGUGUUAUGAAUCUAUAAUAGGUCUUUUUUAGAAGAUAUGUAUUUGAAAAAUAAUCUUUAAUUUUCCAAUAAUAUUUAUUUUUCUUAUUAGAAGUAAAUAAUAA